GGUCCUAUGGCAUUGCUGCUGACUUACCUGCCGUUGGAGGGAACGAAGGAGUUGGGCAAGUGAUGGACACAGGAAAUUCUGUGACGAGUUUGAAACCGGGAGACUGGGUGAUCCCAGCUGAUGGAGGACUUGGAACUUGGCGAACAGAAGCGGUAUUUGAUGAGAAAACUCUGCUGAAAAUCCCACCGGAUAUUCCAUUGACUUGUGCUGCCACACUGGGUGUUAACCCCUGCACAGCUUAUCGGAUGUUGUCUGAUUUUGAGACUUUGGAACCAGGGGAGUCUGUCAUCCAAAAUGCAGCCAAUAGUGGAGUGGGACAGGCUGUAAUCCAGAUUGCAGCAGCCAAGGGCAUCAAAACAAUAAAUGUAAUAAGAGAUAGGUGAGUGUGCCUAACAAAA
Messenger RNA from Notechis scutatus (mainland tiger snake), 398 nucleotides. The record is from RefSeq and is a predicted model, not a curated record. NCBI's taxonomy places the organism in Eukaryota, Metazoa, Chordata, Lepidosauria, Squamata, Elapidae.